Diospyros lotus (date-plum) is the source of this 1104-nucleotide messenger RNA. RefSeq lists its product as uncharacterized. The transcript has 2 exons. The record is from RefSeq and is a predicted model, not a curated record. The coding region runs from base 1 to 1104 and encodes 367 amino acids. NCBI's taxonomy places the organism in Eukaryota, Viridiplantae, Streptophyta, Magnoliopsida, Ericales, Ebenaceae.
AUGCAGUCACAACUUGCUCAUAAAAUUGGGAUAGACAAAGUUUCAUGUGGAUGUGUGAUUAAAAGUACAUAUGGUUUACCUUGUGCACAUGAAAUUGUAGAGUUCAUGGUACAAGGACGGCCAAUUCCUUUGUCAACUGUGCAUCCUCAUUGGACAAGGUUGCAGGUAGUGCAGUCAGCUUAUGAUGGUGUGUCAUCACAGGUAACGAUUGAGCCAGAAAUAGAGAGUAUAUAUAAAAUGUUUUAUUCAGAACCAGAGCCAAUGAAGCAAGUAUUAAAGCAAAAGUUGAGAGAAAUAGUUCAUCCAAACACAACUUCACUACAACCACCAACCAUGAAAGUUAGGACGAAGGGUAAGCCAACAUCGAAGAAGAAAAUUCAGAUUGAUACAUCCACCAAACGUGAUCCGUCCUUAUUUGAAAUAGUUCAAUCUAGUCAAGAUAGUAGAUCCCUAACAACAUGGAUAUCCAAGAGAAACACCAACCGACUCAAGGGGUAUGAUGAUUGUGUCCCACCACAAAUACAACCGUUCUUGCAUAGUAUUGUCAAUGUAGAAUCAGAUGGACAUUGUGGAUUUCGCGCGAGAGCAGGGUUACUUGGUAUAAGUGAGCACAAUUGGAGAGAUAUUCAUUUUAGUCUGAUAGGAGAGUUGCAAUUUUUCCGUGCGAUGUAUACGCAAUUAUAUGGAUCAGAAAUGCGUGUGGAUGAGUUACUACAUAUAUUGUAUUGGUUUGAUAACAUUACACCGUGCGAGCAUUGGAUGACUUUACCUGACAUGGGCCAUUUAGUUGCUUCAAAAUACAAUGUCGUAUUGGUGCAUUUGUCACGGAUCCAGUGUCUUACAUAUCUUCCACUCAGAUCAAUCCCUCCUCCAGUAGUACAGCACAGGAUGAUUACUAUAGGAUUUGUGAAUGAUUGUCAUUUUGUGCAGGUAUUCCUUAAGCCAAGGUCACCAAUUCCUCUCGUCGCACUGAAUUGGUACAGAUUUCGAUGUGAUAAUACACGUGAUUGGGAAACGCCAUACAUAUCCAGAAUUCAAGCAUUUUUGUCUCUAGUAGGUCAAGAUGUGGCAACACAGGAAGUUUUUGACUUAUCUGACACAUGA